Lineus longissimus is the source of this 9511-nucleotide messenger RNA. RefSeq names its product phospholipid-transporting ATPase ABCA1-like. Gene Ontology annotation, cellular component: membrane; intracellular membrane-bounded organelle. NCBI's taxonomy places the organism in Eukaryota, Metazoa, Nemertea, Pilidiophora, Heteronemertea, Lineidae. Gene Ontology annotation, biological process: transmembrane transport; lipid transport. The coding region runs from base 207 to 7586 and encodes 2459 amino acids. The record is from RefSeq and is a predicted model, not a curated record. The transcript is spliced from 49 exons. Gene Ontology annotation, molecular function: ATP hydrolysis activity; ATP binding; lipid carrier activity.
GAUUGCAUUUCUGUCCAUUUGAGGUUUGAUAUGACAAGGUGAUUAUUGGAGUGGUAACGAACGAGUUGACCAUCAUUCAAGAUUAUGUUUUCUUUGUAAAUUUGAUGAAAACUGCCUGGUACUGGUAGACCGUCCCAGACAAGUGACCUGUGAUUCUCUGCCGCUGGUCAGUUUACCAGCCACACCUAGCCUUUGAUUCUGCCACCAUGGGCUUCUGGCUCCAACUAAGAAUCCUGCUAUGGAAAAACUUCAUGUUGCGAAAGAGGCAACCUGGCCGAGUGACUGUUGAGAUCGUGUGGCCGUUGUUACUGUUUCUUAUCCUUGCCUGGGUUAAGACGAGGGGAUUGCAAGAAAACAUUCAUGAAUGUCAUUAUGAUGGGAAGCCUAUGCCAUCAGCAGGACUUGGGCCAUUCCUUCAGGGGAUCAUCUGCCAUUCAAACAACACUUGCCAUAAGACAGUGAGAGAAGAUGAGCUCAGAGGAAGGGUAGAUACAUUCAACAACUCGCUAAUCUCGAGAUUAUUUCGUGAUGUGGAGAAUAUACUCGGAAAUAGCUCGGAAGUGGAAGAGAUUACUAAUCUGAUUGAUGAUUACAACACGCUGGAGACGAUGGGUAAUGUCAUCACCAAUGGAUCGAGCAAAGGUGGCAUUAAGAUCGGCAGCCUGUUUGUACAUCCAGAGAACCUGAAGCAGACCAUCGCCAAGCAGAACAUCAGCUUAACGCCUGCUGUGGUGGAUGAUAUUCUCAAUGCACAGUUUGACCCUCAAGCAUAUCUAGAGUACAUCACCGGACAAAACGCCUCGUCGUUACAAAACAUAUCUGCAAUCGAACUCUUUCAAGACCUCCGCACAUUCAACUGGUCCGAAGAGAAUGUUAGAGAAAUUGUAUGCGAUACUGCAACGAAUACGUCCAAAACUGAGCAAAUCAUCAUCUAUCGCAAUACUGCGGAGGCAGAAUUGGUGAAGGAUCAAGUGUGUAAUCUUACCAGGGAUGAGCUCACAACACUACUGAAGGAUUUUCAGGAUCAGUACAGAUUCUGGAAGGUCAUGGAGCAGCUCUCUGAAUAUGCCAUGAAUAAUACCGGCAAGCCCAUCAAUUUCAACAACUCGACGUAUCGAAGAUGGCGGAAUAUUCUGGAUGAUAUCAAUAACCUCGACAGCUUUAGCAACCUGAUAUCAGACGGCAAUGCUACCGUCCGGGACGUGAUGGAUAUGGCACAGGAGAGGAAUGCAUCGACCUUGAUGCAGGACAUCAGCGCGAUAUUCUGCGGAGAAGGCAACAAGAUCUUCCAGUCCAAGGGUGGCAUGGGGUUGUUCGGUGCCGGUAGUAACCCCAAGAAGGAGGAGGAGAAUGAAGAAGCUAGGGCAAAAAAGGAAAGAGAGAAAGAAAAAGAUGAUGGGUACACAGGGUACAUUUACGAUAAUGAUACCACUCCCUUUUGCAAUGACCUCUUCAAAACUGCAGAGGAGACCCAAGUCACUAGAAUCCUAUGGCGGGAGUUAAAACCCCUGGUGCGCGGGAAACUGCCGUAUUACCCAGAUAAUCCUGCAACUCGCAAGAUUAUUGAGCAGGCCAACAGUACCUUUGCUGAGCUCUCGAUCCUAAUGCGUCUUGCGAAAGACUGGUUGGACUUCUCUCCAACACUCUACAAGACUUUGGAUGGACCCCAGGGUGAUAUCGUCAGGUCCUUCUUCUCACAAUGUGAACAGCUUGUGCCGCAGGCCCAGCUCAAGGAGAGAUGUGCCUUCUACAGCAGGUACCUCUACAACGGUCCAAAAGACCCGGACAAGUAUGACUGGCGUGAUUCGAUUAGCUACAUGGACAAGUACAUGAAACAGCUGUAUGACUUCCUGCAGUGUUUUGAGUACAACAAGUUUGAACCCCACGAGAGCGAACAGAGCCUCGUCAAUGCCAGUCUCAAUUACAUCGAGAGUAAUAAAUACUGGGGAGGUAUCAUCUUUGACUUGGGCAACUCCAAUGGAUCGACCGUGCCGAGUAACAUUUCAUACAAGAUUAGGAUGGACACGGACAAGGUGGACGGCACAGAAAACUUCAAAGUUCUAGACAGGUACUACACGCCAGGCGCAAGAGACAGCCCACGAAUUGACUUGAGCUAUUUCACUUAUGGAUUUGCGUACAUCCAGGACAUGAUUGAACACGGAUUUGUCCGUGCUGUCACUGAGAAGGAUGUCGAGAUGGGGAUAUAUGCCCAGCAAUUCCCCUAUCCGUGUUACAUCUAUGACACGUUCACCAAGGCUAUCUCAAGUAGCAUCCCGAUGUUCAUGGUGUUGGCGUGGGUCUACACCGCUGCGAUGAUCGUUAAGGGCAUUGUCUACGAGAAGGAGAAACGCUUGAAGGAAGUGAUGAAGGUUAUGGGCCUGGGUGAGGCGGUCCACUGGGUCGCCUGGUUCAUCAACUGCUUCGUCAUGAUGCUCAUCAGUGUCAUCUUGUUGCUUGGAGUUCUAAAGUUUGGCAAAGUCCUGAAGUUCUCCGACCCGUCCCUGCUGUUCUUUUUCUUCUUCGCUUUUACGGUAGCGACGAUAAUGCAGUGUUUCCUGUUGAGUUGUUUCUUCUCGCGAGCCAACCUGGCGGCCGUGUGUGCGGGAAUCAUCUACUUUACGCUGUAUCUACCGUACCCGCUCAUGUUUCAGUGGGAGGAGAUUAUGACCAUGUCCCAGAAGGCGACAGGAUGCCUCCUGUCCAAUGUGGCGUUUGGAUUCGGCUGUAGUUACAUAGCCCGCUAUGAAGAACAAGGAGUGGGAAUCCAAUGGCACAACUUUGCAGUCAGCCCGAUACCAGAUGACCACUUCAACAUGAUGCAGUGUAUCAUCAUGAUGUUUGCCGACGCACUCAUUUACUGGAUCCUAACCUGGUACAUCGAAGCUGUUUUCCCUGGCCAGUAUGGUGUACCCCGUCCAUGGUAUUUCCCCUUCACUAGCUACUACUGGUGUGGCUCGGCUGCUAACAAGGAAAACAUCGACAUCAAUGUGCGAAAUGAGAUGGAAAUGGGAAGUACAGAUGAAUUCGAGAUGGAGCCCAACAACUUAACCCUCGGCCUGGCGAUUAGGAAAUUAAGGAAGGUGUUCAAGCGUGGGAAAAAGACAGCUGUUGAUGGCUUGACCUUGAACUUCUACGAGGACCAAAUCACCUCAUUCUUGGGUCACAACGGAGCUGGGAAAACGACAACCAUGUCUAUCCUGACUGGUCUGUUCCCGCCGACAGAAGGGACAGCCUUCAUCUACAACCAGGAUAUCCGCACGGAGAUGGACUCGAUCCGAAGAAGUAUGGGGAUGUGUCCACAGUAUAAUGUACUCUUUGAUAGCCUCACUGUUGAAGAGCACCUGUGGUUCUAUGGACGGUUGAAAGGAAUGGAUACUGAGAGUAUCAGGAAAGAGGCCGCUCAAAUGAUCAACGAUGUGGGCUUGCCUCACAAGAAGAAUGAGCCAACGUCAUCACUCUCUGGUGGGAUGAAGAGAAAGCUAUCUGUUGCCAUAGCAUUUGUUGCCGGAUCUCGCUGUGUCAUUCUGGAUGAGCCAACAGCUGGCGUGGAUCCCUAUGCCAGGCGAGCCAUCUGGGACUUGCUGCUCAAGUACAGGAAGGGCCGUACAAUCAUUCUCUCCACCCAUCACAUGGACGAGGCUGACACCUUGGGAGACCGCAUCGCCAUCAUCGCAGAUGGAAAGCUCCGCUGCUGUGGCUCCAGCCUCUUUCUGAAAGCACGAUAUGGAAGUGGCUACUACCUGACCAUGUCCAAGCAGGAUGAGAGCAGAGCGAGGACAGAGGCUAGUUCCAUCGCUACGAACAGCCGGCCCUCGUCUGCUAGGACAAUCAGGGAUAUUCAGCUUGAAGAUGAGGCCGCUGGCAUUGGAAAUGGUGAUGCCAAGCUUCCAUUUAACAAGCUACCACCUGAUGAUGGCAUCAGCGUUAGUGCAUGCAAUGAAGCCUACGUCACGAAAUACGUCCAGAAUUACGUCACAGGUGCUGUUUUGGUGGAGAAUAUUGGAACCGAGUUGAUGUUCCAGUUACCCGAGGAGGGUGUCAAGUCUGGAGAGUUUGCACGCCUUUUCUCCAAUCUUGACCAAGACUUGGAUGAACUUGGGAUAUCUAGUUACGGCAUCUCUGACACGAGUUUGGAAGAGGUUUUCCUGAAAGUCGCUGAGGAGGGUGAAGAAACUGAUGACAAAGAUGAGAAGGCUCGUCAGAAGCUGGAACAAGAAUAUGAUGGUGGCAAGUAUCCACGUCCUGUGUCGAGGUUGAGCUUCAGGCGAAAGAAACUUGGGAUCACCGGAGGGUUCACCUCUGCGGCAACGGACAAGCAGGAUCUGAUCAACGGAAAUCUGGAUGAUACGGAUUCUGUCAUAUCGAUGCCGAUCAGUGAGCCUGGUGAUUGUAAUGGUGCUGGGUCAUACAAGGUUGCUCCCGGCUUCAGCAUGUUGUGCCGGGAACUGAAGGCGCUCUUCAUCAAGAGGUUCCAUCAUGUCCGCAGGAGCAAGAAGGGAUUCGUCGCUGAGAUUAUCCUGCCAGCUGCGUUCGUGCUCCUGGCCAUGAUCUUUGCCCUGAUAACGCCCCCGCUGACCCCUGACCCACCAAUGGAAGUACACCCCUGGCUCAUGACUCCGAAAGAUGGAAACUUGAAGAUGUUUUUCAGCAAUGACGCGCCACCUGGAGACUUUGCCGACAAAUACGUUAAUCAUUUGUUAUCGAAAAACGGACUGGGAACAAGAUGUCUCGACCCUGAUGUUCAUCAAAUUGACGGCUUUCCCUGCCGACCACUUCAAGACAAAACCAAGUACCAAUUCUCUGCACAGCCGCUUAUGACUGGGAACCUUUCCAUAGACUCGCCUAACUGUGAUUGUAGUACUGGCUACCAGCAGUGCCCAGCUGGGGCAGGAGGGCCGGAACCAUCCAAGCGUCUCCAUCAAAACACGGACACCAUCUACAACAUGACUGGAAGAAACAUCUCGGACUGGAUCACCAAGACCAUGAAAUCGUAUAUCAAACAACGCUACGGUGGGUACUCCUUCGAAGUUAACGCCCUGGCCAAAGAUAACUCCUCUACCCUCCAGAAGAGCCUAGAGAGAAUCUCGUUGGCAUUUAACAAUGGCAAGCCAGUAAUGGAUGGAAGCAAUGACUUCUGGGAUGACCUCGACAGAUUCAUCUACAACUUUGAUUACAGGAAUGCCACCAAGGUUUGGUUCAACAACAAGGGCUACAUCUCCUUCAUUGCGUAUGCAAAUGGCAUCAACAACAUUGCCCUGCGUUCGAACCUACCCAAAGGGAUGGACCCGAAUAAGGCGGGAAUCACCCUCAUCCAGCAUCCCCUGAACCUGACCAAGUCGCAACUGAUCGGUGAAACAGCGAAACAAGGCUAUGUGGAUGUGCUGAUUGCCAUCUGUGUGAUCUUUGCCCUAUCAUUCAUCCCAGCAAGUUUUGUGCUCUACCUCAUUGAAGAGAGGACGUCCAAUUCCAAACAUCUCCAGUUUGUGAGUGGUGUUAGUCCCUACAUCUACUGGUGUGCCAACAUUGUCUGGGAUCUGAUGAACUACAUUGUACCAGCCACCUUGUGUAUAUUCAUCUUCUUGGCCUUCAACAAGCAAUCCUACGUGUCCGCAGAUAAUGCUCCCGUCCUCGUCUCCCUGUUGCUACUCUAUGGUUGGGCAAUCAUCCCGAUGAUGUAUCCAUUCUGCUACGUGUUCUCCGUGCCCAGUUCAGCAUUCGUGGCGUUGUCGAGCAUCAAUAUCUUCAUUGGCAUGACGUCAACGAUCGCCACUUUCAUUAUUGAGCUACUCGAAUAUGAUGAUGCGGAGUUGGCUGACAUCAACAAUGUCUUGAAGCAGGUGUUCCUCAUAUUGCCCCAGUACUGUCUCGGUAGAGGACUCAUUGACCUCUCCAAGAAUCAGUUAUUUGCUGACACGCUCGCAAGCUUUGGUGAGAACACAUUCAAGGAUCCGUUCUCUUGGGACAUCUGUGGUAGGAAUCUGCUUGCCAUGUUCUGUGAGGGCAUCUUCUUCUUUGCAUUGGCUCUGCUCAUUGAGUACAACUUCUUCUGUAAACCAAGAAAAAUUCAAGCUCGGCAGCAACCAACUGCUGAUCAAGAUGAUGAUGUGCUGCAUGAGAAGGAGAGGGUUCUGUCGGGAGCCGCAAAGGGGGACACUCUCUUGCUUGAGAAUCUCACCAAGGUUUACAAGACGCAGAACGGUUACUACACAGCCGUUGAUCAUCUCACCAUUGGUGUGCCAAAAGGCCAGUGUUUUGGACUCCUAGGUGUCAAUGGUGCCGGCAAGACAACCACCUUCAAGAUGCUGACUGGAGAUGUACCUGUAACCGAGGGAAGUGCUUCAGUGGCUGGAUACAGUAUCCUGCAAGACCUGACCGCAGUUCACAAGAACCUCGGCUAUUGCCCACAGUUUGACGCCUUGGACAACCUUCUCACCGGGAGAGAACACUUGCAGUUCUACGCAAGACUACGGGGCGUCCCGGAAGAUGAGAUCGAGAAGGUUACUGAAUGGGGCAUAAAGAAGUUGGGCCUGGUGCCAUAUGCUGAUAAGGUGGCUGGCGACUACUCUGGAGGCAACAAGAGGAAGCUGUCAACAGCCAUUGCUCUCAUUGGAAACCCACCGAUUAUUUUCCUUGAUGAGCCCACCACUGGUAUGGACCCGAAGGCAAGGCGAUUCUUAUGGAACUGUAUCACAAGUAUCAUCAAGGAUGGACGAUCUGUCAUUCUUACCUCUCACAGCAUGGAGGAGUGUGAAGCCCUGUGUAACAGAAUCACCAUCAUGGUGAACGGACAACUCAAAUGUAUCGGAAAUACACAGCAUCUCAAGAACAAAUACGGUGAUGGCUACACGAUCCUCAUCCGCCUGCGAGGUCACAACCCGGACAUGAACCAUCUCACCAACUACAUCAAGGGCACGUUCCCUACAGCAGUCCAGAAGGAGAAGCACCAUAAUAUGGUGCAGUAUCAGUUGCCGUCUGGUGAUAUCUCACUGGGUAAAGUGUUUGAGAAGAUUGAGAAUAUGAGAGGCGAACUGAAAAUCGAGGAUUAUUCUGUGAGCCAGACAACAUUAGACCAGGUGUUCAUCAACUUUGCCCGUCUCCAGACCGAUAUCUUGGAUGAUGCAGAUCUGGCUGAGUUGGCUGAGUUGGCAGUUUCAAUUGCUUAUGGGCGACCCAAUGCAAAACAGAAAUUGAAAAACGGGAUGCGGAGAACCAGCAGUCGUGUUGGGGUUUCUCCGAGCCCCCCACCCACGCCACCUGGCGAGGAGAAGGUUUUCAUUGAGGACCCGUUCUCCUCAAGUUGGGGAUCGCAGACUCAUCUGAUGCCGGAGGGAUACAACAACCCCAUGUACGCAAAUAUGUCUUCGUCAACACCAAGCAUUCCGGGUGGAACGGGCCCUGAUGCUGAAAUACUAACCCUAUUAGAUGAACAACCUAAACGCCCUCUAUGUGCGUGGCAGGCCAAUCUUCAGCUUAGAGAUGAUGCUGAGAGCGAGACAGGUAGUACCCUGAAUCUCAUCCGCCAGAACAGUGAGAGGAGUCUGGUAAAUGUCAAGAAAAAACCUGCAGACGUGGACUCAUUUGCUUAAGCUGAGAGACAAACAGAAGAUCAAUUUCUGCCUCAAAUUUAAAUGUGGCAUUGGUGAUCUUUGUGAUAUGAACAGAGUCCAUAGAUGAUAUUCAAGUUUUUACAAUGGUGCACUUCUCAGCUUACCCCACACAAGCCGUUGUCUCCAAAUGUUUUCCCCAAGCAGAGACUGACAUGAAUCAUUGCAAAUUAAUCCAUUGAAGGUUGUCAGCUUUAGAGAUUAUUGGUAGGUAAUGCUUGGGUAAUGUGAAAUUGAUUCAGAAGCAAGGGUGAGUGUGAGGAACGUCCACAUGUGCACUGAUCGUGCCUGAAUUUGUCACUUUGGAUUUUGUCUGAUGUUGUGAUAGAAUGACACAUUCCAUUCAAACGGAUCUCAUGUUUACUCAGUGUUAAUCUGUGAACUCUCAAAAAUAAUAAAUUUUGCGUAAAAAGAUUGCUUUGUAUGUUUUGUACAGAUGAAAAUUUUAAAGAUCAUGUUUUCACCUUCAUAUUAUGUUAUCGAUUUGAGUGUCUCUUUGUGUGGUCACAAAUGCAAUGAGUUUGGUUAGUUAUAUCGAUAUAUAUAUAUGUAUUUGUAAUACUCACUUCUAUGAACAAUGACACAGCGAGGUUUACGCAAUAUUCUAUUCCAGAAAACGCUUAGCGCAAUAUUUGUCAUCGAAGAGCUGGUGAAAUGUUGUUUUAUACACGAUGAUAGGCUCGAGCUCAGUCGCACAUGCAAAUACACUUUCUUGCUGAGUUUAAUUUACACUUUUGAAGUAUGUUUUUGAAUUCAAUAAAAGGUACGUCUUGCAGUAAUAAAAUGAGGGAAAAGCAUUGUUUGUGCUUAUUGAAGUACAUGUACACAGGGCAGUAGCUAUGACACAGAGAGGUUUACGCAAUAUUCUAUUCAAGAAAACGCUUACCGCAAUAUUUGUCAUGGAAGAGCUGGUGAAAUGUUUUACGAUGAUAGGCUUGAGCUCAGUCACACAUGCAAAUACACUUUCUUGCUGAGUUUAAUUUACACUUUUGAAGUAUGUUUUUGAAAUCGAUAAAAGGUACGUCUUGCAGUAUUAAAAUGAGGGAAAAGCAUUGUUUGUGCUUAUUGAAGUACAUGUACACAGGGCAGUAGCUAUGACACAGAGAGGUUUACGCAAUAUUCUAUUCAAGAAAACGCUUAGCGCAAUAUUUGUCAUGGAAGAGCUGGUGAAAUGUUUUACGAUGAUAGGCUUGAGCUCAGUCACACAUGCAAAUACACUUUCUUGCUGAGUUUGAUUUGAACUUUUGAAGUAUGUUUUUGAAAUCGAUAAAAGGUACAUCUUGCAGUAUUAAAAUGAGGAAAAAGCAUUGUUUGUGCCUAUCGACGUACAUGUACACAGGGCAGUAGCUAGAAAUGGCAGAUUCCCCCCCCAGAAGUGUUAGAAAAAUGACAAUGAUUUAGUGGCCGAAAAAUUUCAAAAAGUGUCAGUAUGCACUCCCAAGACCAAGAAGCUAGCUGCUGGCCUGGUACACUUUGUAGUAUUAAAAAUUGGAAAACUUUGUGCCUCAGUUCACUUUGUGAUAAUUGAAACUGUUCAUAGGCUUUUUUGAGUGGAAAUUGAUAUGAUAGGGUUCGGAAUUCGGUGACGAGAAUCCAUUCAUCUUUCUUUGUCUUUUGUGGUUCUUGAUCGUUUCUCCAGACAAUUGGUAGCACCCCUAAUGGAAUACAAUGUAGGCUGUUAUGCCAUGUCUGUCUUUCAGCUGCCAGAUUGGUCUAACUUGAUUUAGUUUUGUUAAAUUGCGGCACAAUCAUCCCAUAUAAUAAUGAUAAGUGAGGCAUUGGCGCUCAUUCAUAAAUUUGAGAACAUUUUGAAAGCCUAUGAACGCACCAUUUUGUGAUAAAACCUUUAAAAUAACUGAUGUAUACUUGUAAAUAUAUGCAAUGAAUAAAUAUUUUGUUUGAAGCAA